Molecule: messenger RNA, 438 nt
Organism: Haemonchus placei
Lineage: Eukaryota; Metazoa; Nematoda; Chromadorea; Rhabditida; Trichostrongylidae
Source: the annotation of a GenBank genome assembly
AAGGUGUGCUGUCUCCUGGUAAUUGUUUUCUUCAUCGAUGGUCGUAUUCAAUGGGGAACCUAUACGCUAAUAUAUACGCUUUCUUUUGUGCUGGCCUUCGGAUGCAUGCUCACACUUCUUCUUCAUUACUUUGAAGUUCCAAAGGAAUCAAGAGGAGGACCGUGGACGAACAUGGUGACCUCUAAUGCCUUUCUCGCUCAAAUCUCCGUCUGCUGCGCUAAUAUCGUGCGCUUCACUUCAAAGCUGUUGCCGCUGUACUCCUUAAUUCUAUGCCUACCAAGCACCGUUAUCAGGGUGGCACGCCUCAUACUAGCUGAGAGCUCAUUAAUUCUUAUAGCUAGUUGUCUUUCCGUUUCUCCUAUGUUUUUUGAUCGACAUCCUCGGCGUUCCAUCUGGCAGAUCACGCCUAUCACUGCGCAAUCACCCGUUUUUCCGUAG